AUGGUCCACACCACCACACAGCCCGGCACAGAAGACUCCUUUCGACCCUUGUUGACCCACACCCAACAGCACCAGCAACAACAGGAAAAAGAAAUCGAGCCAACGCCAACACCUACCGACAGCGAACCUGCAGCUUCUGCUCACUUCGAGGGAGAACUCUUGCCGGCGGUUCAGUCAACAAAAUCAUCACGAAAGGCUAAAGAAGCCCCAUACUCGCACGAUCCAGUCAAAUCGAGCAACACACAACAACAGCAGCAUUAUCUCGAGCACAGCGACAGCAGUAUCAACGGAGAAGACGACGACCAGGAUCAUACUGUUAUCGAACAAGGACUCGCAUUCCAACCUCCCUGCCAAUCCCUACACAGACCUGAUUCACCUACAAGCCUAGACGACUCUCAAUCCGACAACGGUCCUGAUUCCUUUGCUGUCGACAUUGCCGAUAAGGAGCGAUUGAUGACCCGGUUCCCCACCGAUGCUCUGCCUCUGUCAAAACUAACCAUGGUCGACCACAACAUCCCCUCGGUGCCAACCUCUGACCAACAAGACUUGCUCAACGGAAAUUCGCCUAUGUCGCCCUCUCAGGUUGCAACACCACCCCUGUCGCCCAUCAAGGCACCUGUCCACGGCAAGAGCGAUGAAGACGACGAUGAAACUUUGGAGGACGAUGACGACGAGAGCAUCGAGAAUGGAAUCGGAAAGGAGGCAAGAAACCAUCAGGAUGCGACGUUGGAUGAGUCCGACAGCAUAUCACUGGAGAUUGGCCUGGCACAACAAAACCUUGAACAGGCUCUUGAGGAGGAGCAGACUUGCAUUACCGACUGGGAAUCAGAGGCAUUGUUGCCAUCCUUGCUGGAAGAGACUUCAUCAGCAUCAUUAUCCGCCGAUGACACAUCUGCUCCUGCAGAAUCAUCCACUUCGUCGACCGGCAACCUUCCCAAGGUUUCGGCUUGGUCAACACUCUUACCGGGCGUUGCUCCUAUUCCUCCGCUCAAGCCAACGACUCGCCCCUCAGCAAUACAGCGAUCAGAGCAGGCUCGCCUCCAUGAGCGGUUCCCCAUUGUCCUGCCCUAUGAGAGUCAAGUCAAGCUUUCAAUGGAAAUGGUCGAUCUCUUCGAGAGCCUCUUGCCGACGGAAGAAAGUCAUGAGCGCAGGACGAAGUUCAUCAAGAAGAUUGAAACAAUUCUGAAUGUCGAGUGGCCUGGACAGGAUAUUCAAGCCUAUCCAUUCGGCUCGACGGUCAAUGAUCUUGGGACAAGCACAAGUGACGUUGAUAUUUGCAUCAUGACGACGUGGCCUGGACUGAAGAAUGUUCAGAUGUUGGCAAAUGCUUUCCGCAAGCAUGGAAUGCAAAAGGUUUUUUGCGUACCCAGAGCCAAGGUUCCAAUCGUCAAACUAUGGGAUCCAGAGUUGCAUCUCUCGUGCGACGUGAACAUCAACACACCCUUGGGACUUCUGAACACAAAAAUGAUUAAGACCUAUGUCGCCAUCGACCCCAGAGUUCGCCCUUUCGCCAUGAUUAUCAAGCACUGGUCACGGAGGCGAGUCCUCAACGACGCAGCGAACGGAGGAACUAUCUCAACAUAUACCUGGAUUUGCAUUGUCAUCAACUUUUUGCAGAUGCGGUCGCCUCCCAUCUUGCCAGUGCUGCACAAGAUCCCCCAUACCCUCUUCGACGACAAUCAAGUCAUCAACGGAAAUAACACUUCGUUCUGCGACGACAUCGAGAGCCUUGAGGGAUUUGGCUUUCCCAACAAGGAAACGCUAGGCGGGCUCCUCUACGCCUUUUUCCGAAGGUUUGCAAUCGAAUUUGACUACGACAACCAUGUUAUUUCGGUGCGUGAGGGAUGUUACUUGACAAAAGAGUCCAAGGGAUGGCAUCUUCCAGGAAAGCAGUACAAGAUGUUUUGUGUGGAGGAGCCGAUUGAUACCAGCCGUAAUCUUGGAAACUCCUCCGACAUGACAAGUAGUAAGGGCUUGCGAGAGGAAUUCAGGAGGGCUCUCGACGUUCUUUACAAGAACGCCUCCCUGAACCUGUGCUGCGCCCAGUUUGUCUUCCCACCAAGCUACUACCACAGUAGCAACAACGUACGGAAAGGGACCAAUGGAACCAUGAUCACAAACAACAACAAUUAUGCAGCAGGACGACGCUACCUCAACGGAUACCGAUCGCAGAACUACUAUUAUGACGAAGCCGACUAUGAUGACGAUGAUGACGAUGACUCGGUGGGCGAGAUAUCUGUCAUGGAGACACUCAACAUUGGUACCCGACCAGCACACAGCAAAGACCCAACUGGAAGCAGCAAGCAGCAGUCUAGCCGACGGGACUCGGUGUCGUCAUCAAGCCGUGGUCAAGGGGGCGAGAAAGGAAGAGCGUCCUCAAAGGAGUCGAACAACUCUGGUCGUCAGGGCGAGACUAUUAGCAACCGGAGUCAGUCCAAGAGCCGAGCCAAGCAGACCAAGGGUGAUAAGGACAGCGCGUCAUCGACAGCCGGCGACUCCUCUAAGCCAGCAUCGUCCUCUCGCGGCAAGCAGGAAAAGUCGAGCACCUCUAGUUCAGCGACGGCCAACCGGCGUAACAAGAAGUCUUCUGGAGGAAGCGGAGGCGAUGGACAGAAGGGAGGCCGAGGUGGUGGAGGUAGCAACGGCAGUAGUAAUGGCAUCGCAGGAGGAAACAGUGGACGUGCCCCGCGUGCGGCGGUCGAGUUUAGCCUCGCAGACAUUGCCACCGCGGCACCUAGACUGCUGUCGGCCAGCAGCAAAGCUGAUCAGGAGUCGUUGUUGGUGGCGGUUGACAACUUUGUCGGAUCAGAUCCAGCUGGAAAUGGCGAUGGAUCAAAGAACAGGCAAAAGAAACGGGCUGGGUCCAAGAAUGUUGUCUGGUCGACCAACUCGAACCGUGGAGAGUCCUCACGACGACAGCAGCCAACCACCAAGGGAGCGCAAUCGCCUGCGGAUCAGGACAAGGCGCGGGUGAUCAUUGUUGCUUCUGAAGAAUCCUCGUUCAACAACAACCUCGUUGGCAGUAUCAGUAACAACACCACCACCAACGGCGAUGCCGCUCUCUCAACAUGA
This is a messenger RNA of Linnemannia hyalina, 3072 nucleotides long. The record is from the annotation of a GenBank genome assembly. NCBI's taxonomy places the organism in Eukaryota, Fungi, Mortierellomycota, Mortierellomycetes, Mortierellales, Mortierellaceae.